AUGCGGUUCUUCACUCGAUUGUUCCCGCGCGGCAGUGCAUUUCCUUGCCACGUUUGCGUCCUUGCGCCAGUGGUGCCACUGCUUGCCAGGCACUACAGCGACCAUCACAACCCCAGUCCGGCAGCAUACGGGCCCAAGGCACCGGCUAUCCAGCAGGAGCACGGCAAUCACGGCGCUCAGGGACGUGUCACGCAAGGUCAGGUGAGUCUCGUUGACCAGGCGGGCCGUGUGUUCGACGCGUACCUGCACGAGAAGGGAGAGACCUCGCUCAGCCUCAUAGUGGUCGCGGCCGGAUACUGCAUCCUCAUGCCCUGGCUGAUGGCGGCGGCAGAGAGCAUCGAGGGGUGUGAGGUGACUGUGGACGCCCACACCAUCGGCUUUUACAGGGUGGACAUUCCGGGCCGGGAGAAGCACAACCACAAAAAUCGCAUCCAUGUGGCCAUCACAGGCCAGUGCAGUCUGCACGGGUAGGCAGGAUGAGCUUUUGAAGGGGGUGCAUGUCAUAUGUGUGUCUGAAGUGUGUGAGUGUGUCUCACUCGGGUCAUGCACGCCAGUUGAAGGAUGAGGUUGUACGAGCAUCGCGAGAGCUCGGCCUCGGUCAACAUGGGCGGCGGCUACACCAAAACCGCUUCUACACGGCCAAGCUGCAAGGAGCCAACAUGAGUGGGAAUUCUUCCUGCCUGUGCCAGCCCACGCCGCCAAGCCCUUCCUUCGCUGCUUCAGACGCAGCUUCAUCAACGACGGGAGUGGUCAGGUGAGCCAUGAGAACGUGGACCUGGGCAUGGCCGAGUUGAGUGUUGUGAUAGAGUUCGAAUACGGCCGCGGCUGGUAUGACUUCUACUACAUGGACAAGCAUAAGCUGCACCGCCUCGAUAACUACGGUGAGCGCAGUGACCGACAGUGCUGGUAAGAGGUCUGAUUGUGUGUGCUGUGUUACGUCGUGUGAGGGGAUGGUUGCAGAUGCAUUCAACACUGUGUCCAACCUCACGCGAGGCUUCUCUGACGAAGGCCGGAGCACCGUGCAAUUCCCCAUCGACGACAGGGCACCCAACCUGGUCAGUCAGUCAGGAACAGACACGCAUUGGAUGGAUGGUAGAUGGAUGUGUGUAUGUGUGUGUGGUCAUACAGGACGGCCACCAUGUGCCGACUGCCGGGCAGGGCAAGGAGCGGCUGCGCCAAGUCUCGCUCAAGACCGCCCAGAUAUUCCAGAGCUUUGGCGGCGAUUUCAACGCGAUGACGAAGAUGCCCAUCGAUGAGGCCUGCAAGUACAUCAUCACGGUGGUCGAGAGCUAG
Vitrella brassicaformis is the source of this 1293-nucleotide messenger RNA. Lineage: Eukaryota; Vitrellaceae. The record is from the annotation of a GenBank genome assembly.